This is a messenger RNA of Eutrema salsugineum, 1591 nucleotides long. Its product is annotated as F-box/kelch-repeat protein At1g64840. NCBI's taxonomy places the organism in Eukaryota, Viridiplantae, Streptophyta, Magnoliopsida, Brassicales, Brassicaceae. The coding region runs from base 40 to 1353 and encodes 437 amino acids. The record is from RefSeq and is a predicted model, not a curated record. The transcript has 2 exons.
CAUCUUGGUUUUGUCCUCAGCCUUUCAAUUACGAAAUGUAUGUUUCUGAAUUUUGAGAUCGUCUCACCAUUGAGAUCGAAGCUUCAGAGUGGUAUUGCAGAGUCUCAAUCUCCGUCGGGAUUCAACUUCGAACGCAAGCAAUUACUUGAAAUCGAAGGCAGUCAGAAAAACAUGGCAGAACGUUCAACAAAAAAGAAGACAUCAUCGAUAACAGACUGGACUCAGCUCCCUAAAGAACUAAUUCAGAUUAUCAUCGAGAAAUUUGAUAACUGUUUCGAUGUUGUUCAUGUUCGCUCUGUUUGCAGCUUGUGGCGAUCCACAUUUCCUCUUCCUUCUUGCCUAUUAAGCCCAAGUUACUCUCUUCCCACUUAUCCUAUCGAAAAGGAAGGCUUGUGCUCCCUCGAGAAGAUCCCUGUGGUUCUCUUUAGAGUCCCAACUGCUGUUGAGUCGGUUUCUGAGUAUUUCGUGGAAGGAAUAUUCCGAGAUGAGUCUGGGGACUAUAUGGAGUUUUCAUCUCCUCUUCAAUGCACACUGAGAGUGAAGCUAGCAAGUUCUGAUUCAACAGUGGAGCUAGCAGGAUGUGAUUCAACAUUGAAGAUAUCAGGAUCUGAUUCAACAUUGAAGAACAUGCUCGACUGUCAGAUCUUCUCUCUAGGUAAUCAGUACAGAAUCAUUCGUUGGAGUCCUAAAGGAGUGAGAACAAUUUACAAAUACGUGGCUUUUCUUCCGCUAAACGAGGGAGGAGGAGGAGGAGGAUUCGUUGUGCUCCGCCGAUAUUAUAGAACUUUGUUGAUGUUCAGAAGUGUUGAAAGGAGGUGGUUCCGGGUUAUGGACACCCCAAAUUAUACAUGCACGGGUUUAGUCGCAUUUAGAGGCAGAUUUUAUACAUCAUUUUGGAACAGAGAAGUUUUCGUUAUCGAUCCUUAUUUGCUAAUAUCGACUCGCCUAAUGCCGGAGGAGCAUCUGAACGGGAGCAAAGAUCUGAUUGCAUCCGACAAUGAUGAACUUUUCCUUGUUGAGAGAAUCACUCUCACUCAUGCUGGUGGGUCAACAUUAAGAGUGAGUAGGCUAGAUGAGGAGGCUGGUAAAUGGGUCGAGACCACUGAUUUGGGAGACCGUGUGUUGUUUGUUGGAUACGGUGCAAAUGUUUCAUGCUCGGCCAAGCAGCUUCCUGAUGGUUGUGGUGUGACCGGGAACUCAAUUCUGUUCAACGACCGGUCAGAGGAUGUAACCUUCUUCUAUAAGUAUGGGCUAUCAGAAGGUGUGGCAGGAGGCAGUGAUUGGAGAAUCUCAAGAGAGAGUUCUGUGAAGUUCCUCAAAUCUCCGACUUGGGCUUUCCGUGUUGAGUGUUGAAACAGCAGUCUAAGACUUGAGACAUGUGUUGCUUUUGUUUUUGUUAGAUCGAAACAAACUUAUCAUAUGGUUGUAGGUAUAGGUCGUGUGCCUUUAAUGACAUUUUGAUGCUUAUGAUUCUAGACUUGUGUCUCCACCACUAGCCAUGUUACACAACCGUGGAUUAUGGAAAUUGUUGUCUCAUGAAUUUUCCAAGCCGUGUCUGGCUGUGUUCUUAGUAUCAUGCAGUUCAUGUGUU